CUCCGCUCCGCUAAAAUCCACUCCGAAAUUUCAAGAAAAGAAAGUACGCUGACGUUCUCCGAUUUUUCAAAUAGACUCGGCAAUUGUGAAAAGGACGACUUUUUAGUUUCAUCUCAUUUGAUUAGAACCAGUCUUAGAAUCCCCAGAUCUGCUUCAGUUGAAAGCGACACUCGCCAAGCUCUAUUGAGGCUACAAAAACUAUCAGGGUUUAAACCCUAAAGUCAUAAUCUUUUUCUGCUCAAAAUUUCAAAAAAUGGCGGCUGUUAAUCGAAAGAUUUCAGCUGCCUCUGCUAGGUCUCACACCAGGAAAGCGAGGCAAUCAAGUGGCUUUCGAUUACCUUCAGGAUUGUUUAGAAAAAUAGGACUGGUUCUUUUUGUGGGUUUUGUGGCUUGGGCAUAUCAGGCUAGCCAGCCUCCACCCCAUUUGAUCUAUGGUUCUACAAAUGGUCCUCCUGUUACUGCAACUAGAAUCAAACUAAGUGAUGGGAGGUACUUAGCUUACAAAGAGAGUGGUGUGCCUAGAGAGAAGGCCAAGUAUAAGUUUGUUAUGGUUCAUGGCUUUGAUGGUUCAAGAAAUAUUCAAUUGCCCGCUUCGCCGGAGCUUGUACAAGAAUUAGGGGUUUAUUUUGUGGCUUAUGAUAGAGCCGGGUAUGGACAGAGCGAUCCCAACCCUAAUCGUUUUCUCAAAUCUGAGGCUAAUGACAUUCAAGAACUUGCUGACCAGUUGGAACUUGGCUCGCAGUUCUAUGUACUUGGCACAUCAAUGGGUAGCCACUCUGUUUGGGCUUGCCUCAAGUAUAUACCUCAAAGGAUAGCAGGUGCUGCUUUAGUUGUUCCAGUUAUCAACUACUGGUGGCCUAGUCUCCCUUCAAAUCUAUCAAAUGAAGCUUAUUAUCAGCAACUCGUUCGGGAUCAAUGGAUGGGUAGAAUUGCACAUCAUGCUCCCCGCCUACUUUACCUUUGGUUGACUCAAAAGUGGUUCCCCUCAUCGUCUGUGAUGGAGAAAAAUCCUAUAAUUUUCAGCGAGAAAGACAAGGAGUUAUUAUCCAAGUUCAUAGAACUCAAGAGGAAAUUUCCGGAGGAAAAACCGAGUCAAAAUGAUUUCGAGUCUCUGCACCGUGACGUAAUGGUGGGUUUUGGGAAGUGGGAAUUUGAUCCUUUGGAGAUCAAAGAGAACCCACUUUCUAAAGGCACCGUUCAUAUAUGGCAAGGUGAAGAAGAUAGGCUUGUGCCUUACAAGUUACAGCGCUACAUCGCUGAAAAGCUUCCUUGGAUUCGAUAUCAUGAGAUAGCCGAAGCUGGACACCUGCUGUUAUUUACACAAGGCAUGAGCGAUGCUAUGCUCAAGGCGCUUCUUCUUGCAGAGGAGCUGUCAAAUUUAUCUAGCUAGUCCUCUCUCUCUCUCUCAUAUGAGUGUUUUGGCUGUUAUUCUUGUUCGUGGCCAAUCUUCUCAGACACCUGAUAUGAGUGCUGCUCCAAUUUUGGACAGCGAUUGUGUUUUCAUUCUAAUGUUGUCUUUAACUUAUUUUCCCCAUAUUUAUGUCGAAGGAUUCUUAAUGUUAUGAAUGCAUUAUCAGCUCGUUCAAGCUCUC
Messenger RNA from Amborella trichopoda, 1592 nucleotides. RefSeq lists its product as uncharacterized. The record is from RefSeq and is a predicted model, not a curated record. Lineage: Eukaryota; Viridiplantae; Streptophyta; Magnoliopsida; Amborellales; Amborellaceae.